AUGCCCAUAUGUGGAUCCUCACACAUCCGGGACGAGGCGACAGAGAAGGCGCAUCGCUCCGCCGGCACCCAAGUCGGUCCCUUCCAAGAUGCGAGGCCACAAUCCUCUCAACCCACCAUUACUUCCGCAGUCGCUGCUGAUCCCGCCCUCGCUCCCUCGGCUGCCGCAAAGCAUCUCUUUCCUGUCCCCUCGGCUGCAAAACGAGGCGUCCUUCGUUUCAAGAUCAAAGAGCAGCUCGAAGAAGGCAGAGGCAAACAUUGGGUGUGGGACAAGGGUGCCGUCCAUCAUAGCAACCGCGAGCCAGAUGAUCAAGAGCUCGAACUUGUCCGUCUCAAAUACGGAUACAAACCAACCGAUCAAGGCGGGCCAUCUCGACUCUACCUCAUGAUCCUGGCCGAUUGUCUCCUUCCGCUUCCCCGCAACCCCAUGUCUGGUGUUGUCUCGCCCCCUCUUCUUGCUACCACUGGCAUCGCUCCUCUUUCCAUCUUUUCCACCGGCCCAGAUAUUAUCGGUCACUACUAUGAUUGCAUCGUCGCUGCACGCAGGGAGGUCAUUCUCCUCACAAACUACUGGCAGGGCGGCAAGAAUGUCGAUCGCAUUGCCGACGCGCUUCGAGAGCUCAACAGGCGCGUUCAGCAACGACGCAAACGUCAAGCGCUGGAUGCUCGAAGCAAUGGCCAGUCCACUUCCGCCGCCAAUCCAUCUCACACUCCCCAGCAAGAAAAAGCAGCCAAACAGCAAGCCGAUUUACUCCAUCAACAAGGCGCACCUGGCUCCAUCUCACGUACAGAGAAGGAUCACGACGGAUUCACGCAUGAUGACCAAGACAUUGAGCUCGGUCCACCCACCGCUGAAGAACGUGUCGUCGUCAAACUCAUGUGGGACCGUGGUCCUCAAACCUUGGCCGAUCUCUUCCGUCUGCGCAAACCCGUUCCACCAAGUAUGUGGAAGGCCAACGGCCUCCCUACAGAGAACGAAAUUCCCAACCUCACCAUGGAGAUUCUCAACUAUCACCGCCCCUUGAUGGGUACCUUCCACGCAAAGCUGCUCAUCGUCGAUCGUCAGGUCGCUCUCAUCAACUCGAACAACAUCCAGGAUCGUCCCAACGUCGAAGCCUGCGUUCGACUCGAGGGCGACAUUGUCAACUCGGUCUACGACCACGCGCUCAUCAGCUGGGGCAAUCCACUUCAACCUCCUCUUCCCUGUCUCACCGCUCCUGCCCCCGUCGCGCCUUCACCGGCCGCCUUUAUGACGGGUAGCCAGAGCACUCUUCCCUCACUCACCGUCGAGAAGCUUAAGCAGCUCGCACUCAACGUCAGGCAACGUUUGCACGACGAGGACACCGCCACCGAAGUCGAAAAGGAAAGAAGCAUGCAGAGCCCCAUGUCCUUCCACUUUGGUGACGUCGUCGACCAGGUUAUGCGUCGCGACAGCCUCGGCGCUACCAAGGGCGCUGCACCCGCGAUUCGUUUUCCAACGAACGAUCAGCACGUUGACGGCGAGAAAGCCGCUCGCAAUGCUGGUGCUCUGUGGGCUCAAAAGGUGCUGGGCGAGCGCUUCAGCCACUUUCAGAGCAGUACUUCGAACAAAGCCGACAAAUCAGACACGGAGCCACUACCUCACGACAAAGCAGGGCCCACUCAGCCCCCACAUCACAAGAAAAACUUUGCCGACAUGGUCGAAGCGCUCAUGAAAAAAGAAGGCCACAAGCCACCUGCAUGGGCCGAGGGGGCCCUCGAGGUGUUCGGUCUCGGUCAGAGUAGCUCCAAGAAUGUGGCCGAGGCUGUGAGACGCAAUCCUCGACCAAAGGCGGCAUUGGCCUCUGGUGUCAAUGUGCCCACGGCGGUAGCAGAGGAAGACCACGGCGAGCAGCUCGAUUGGCGUGGAUCCAUCGAAGUGGAAGAGGAGAGUCUCGAUGGUGCUCGUAGCCAUACAGCCAUCGACGACGGCUCGACGAGUCCGAAGCCGGCCCUCAGCAGUGUUGGCAGUGAUGAGGCCGCACCUGCCGUCAGCAAGGACCUUGCCGCUGCUGAGGAUGAGGCAGUUGGCAAAACGACACAGCCAUCCUCCGAGGAUAGCGCAAUCAGUGCUGCUCCUGCGAUCAGCGAUGGCGUUUUGCAGACCAGGCAGGAGGCUAUUACUGAAUCUUCGACAGCCAAGGAGAAGGAGGAAGUGCCGGGUUCGAUUGGCUAUCGACGAGUGCACCGUCGCACACUUUCACAAAUCUCGAAAUCGUCAGCGGCCGAGCGGUUGAGUGCAAUCACCAAGUCGCUCGAUUUUGCCAACAACUCGAAGGUGCAAGGCGAGAUCAAAGCCGAGCAGCUGUCGGACGAAAAGCUAUCUGCACUCAACGACGUGCUGGAUUUCCAGCCUUAUGUCUUUCACAAGCCGCACGAGCCGGUGCCUAUGGCACUGGUGAAUCGACGACCGCACGGUACGCCUGGUCACAGUGACAUUCGCAACCCACAAGAUGCUGCGUGGCUCGCCGGUUUCCGAUAUGCCAAGAAGCACGUGUUCAUCCAGUCGCCGACGCUCAAUGCCUCUCCUAUCAAAGCUGCUGUGCUCGCAGCAGUGCGCAGGCACGUCACCGUCGAGCUGUGGCUCGAUCUAGGCUUCAACGACAAGUCGGAAUCCAUGCCUUUCCAGGGCGGCACCAACGAGCAAGUGGUCACUGGCUUUUACCGCCAGCUGCGUCGCGAGGGUAAGGGCGACGAAAAGUACCUCGAGGUGUACUGGUACACGGGCAAAGAUAUGACGCGCCCGCUCAACGCUGUCAGGAAGCAGCGCAACUGCCACGUCAAAUUUGCAGCGUUUGAUGGCCAGGUGGCGGUGUUGGGCAGUGGCAAUCAGGACACGCAGAGCUGGUUCCAUUCGCAAGAGAUCAAUGUCAUGGUGGACUCGAAGCAGAUUGUCGACGAGUGGAUGGCGGCACUCACGCGUAAUCAGAGCACCAAGCUGUACGGCAUGGUCGAUCAGAGGGACGGCAUUUGGAGGGGGAGGGAUGGCCAGGAGCUCGUCGAUACUGGCAAGGACCAGGGCAAGGAGAAGGCCACAGCCACUCCACCGGCAUCCACCACCCCACCCGCCACACUCAAGGCUUGA
This is a messenger RNA of Mycosarcoma maydis (corn smut), 3102 nucleotides long. RefSeq lists its product as uncharacterized. Gene Ontology annotation, molecular function: catalytic activity. NCBI's taxonomy places the organism in Eukaryota, Fungi, Basidiomycota, Ustilaginomycetes, Ustilaginales. The record is from RefSeq and is a predicted model, not a curated record. Bases 1 to 3102 code for a protein of 1033 amino acids. The transcript has a single exon.